CUCUAUGGACGGCUAACUUCAGAGGGCUACUUCACUGCUUUACUGUAUGUCAUGGGCUGUAUAAAUAUGGGGUCUCCCCUGUGUGGAUCACACAGUUGCGCAAGACUCUGAUGGAUCAUUUUAAAUUCAGCGAUCCUCUCUGGGUAGAUGUGGUAUAGUACAGUAGGUAGUUGUAGAGAGGGGUCUGUGCGUGAGUGUGUUCGUUUGUGUGUUCUUGCACUCCUAGAAUAGACAGCCAAAGGAAGGAGAAGAGGGAGAAGAAGGAGAAGAAGAGAGGCGGGAUCGGUUUGUGCCUUGUUGAAAUCCAGGGUGAAGCAAAUAGAUCGUCUGGAAUAGAUCGAUCAGCAGUUCGCGUUCCCUUCGUGGAUUUGAUGGAUGUUUGAUCAGUGGAUGUGAUGCCCAUAUAUAUCAUCGACCGUAAAUUUCCCGACAUAUCUGGUGAGUUGAUACAGGCGGCAGUUGAAGAAGGAGACCCGAGAAUGACAGAGACAAACACCCCCAAGUCGGCUAAGAAGCUCCGAUGGACCUCGCUGGAGAUCGGCCUCAUUACUAUUGUCUCCCUGCUCUUCAUUGUCAUCAUUGCCCUCAUCAUCCUCUUUGCCACACAGAAGACGGAUGAAAUCUGCACCACAGCGGACUGCACACAGUCAGCGUCUCGUCUCAUUGAGAACAUGGACGCUAACGUGGACCCCUGUGACAACUUCUACCAGUAUGCCUGUGGAGGGUGGCUUAAAAAGAACAUCAUCCCUGAGACCACCUCUAGAUACAGCACCUUUGACAUCUUACGAGACGAACUGGAGGUCAUCCUCAAAGGUGUCCUUGAAAAAACAGUGGAGGGGGAAGCUGCUGCUCUCACCAAGGCUAAGACCCUUUACAAGUCCUGUACCAACGAGAGUUUAAUUGAGCUGAGAGGGGGGAGUCCUCUGCUUGACAUGCUGCCUGAUGUGUCUGAGUGGCCUAUAGCUGUUGACAACUGGGAGACAAAUUAUGGGAGAACAUGGAGGUUGGAGGACGUCAUUGCCAAGUUGAAUGAGAAAUAUGGAACUCUGCUCUUGGUUAACUUUUUCGUCGGCACUGAUGACAGGGAUUCAACCUCGCAUAUCAUUCAUUUUGACCAGCAAACAAGCCUUGGCCUGGUGUCCAGAGAUUACUAUGCGUGCACUGGUCCUUAUGCAGAGGCAUGUCGGGCCUAUGAGCAAUUCAUGAUUGACCUGGCUAAGCUGAUUCGCAAGGACCGAGGACUGGCGAUCAAUGAAACUCGCAUUAGAGAGGAGGUGACACGAGUUAUAGACUUGGAGAGAGACAUUGCUAAUGCUACUGAUACCCCAGAGGAUCGUAACAACCCGGUGUUGCUUUACAACAAGAUGGAACUGGGGGACCUAAACGCCAACUUCACCCUUGAGAUUGAAUCACAGCUAUUUAACUGGAGUUACUUCACAGCUAAAAUAAUGAAUACAGUCAACAUCAGCGUCCCUGACACAGAAAAGGUCAUAAACUACUCACCCAACUAUUACAGAAGGCUCAACCUGAUCUUGGCCAAAUACACCAAGAGGGAUCUGCAGAACUACAUGGUGUGGCGUUUUGCUAUGAACAUGGUGGUGGGUCUUAGCAGAGCUUACAGAGACACCAGGAAAGCCUUCCGCAAGGCUCUGUCUGGUACGACGUCAGAGGCAGCAGUAUGGCGACAGUGUGCUCUGUACGUCAACAACAACCUGGAAAAUGCUGUGGGACGACUUUAUGUGCAGGAGGCUUUCUCUGAAAAGAGUAAAGAACUGAUGGAGGAGAUGAUUAAAGACAUUCGAGAAGUGUUCAUUAGUAACCUUGAUGACCUGACAUGGAUGGAUGCAGAAACCAAGAAAGCAGCUGAGGAGAAGGCCCGAGCUAUUCGGGAACGGAUCGGCUAUUCAGACAAUAUUAUGGAUGACGAAUAUCUUAACAAUGAGUACAAAGAUCUGAGCUACAGUGCAGAGGAGUACUUUGAAAACAUCCUACAGAACCUGGAGUAUGUGCAGAAGAAACGCCUGCGGAAACUCAGAGUAAAAGUCAACAAAGAGGAGUGGGUAACUGGAGCUGCUGUUGUCAAUGCCUUCUACUCAUCCAGCAAAAAUCAAAUAGUGUUUCCUGCUGGAAUCCUUCAGCCUCCUUUUUUCAGCAAAGGCCAGGCUAAGUCUCUCAACUAUGGCGGCAUCGGCAUGGUAAUCGGUCAUGAGAUCACACAUGGCUUUGAUGACAAUGGCCGUAACUAUGAUAAGGAUGGCGACUUGAAGGACUGGUGGACACCAGACUCGACACAGAGGUUCCUCGAACUGUCUAAGUGCAUUGUUGAUCAGUACGGAAACUUCUCUUGGGAUCUCGCUAGUGGACUACAUUUAAAUGGUAACAACACCCUCGGAGAAAACAUUGCUGACAAUGGAGGGAUACGACAGGCGUAUCAGGCCUACAAGAACUAUGUAAAGCAGCAUGGAGAGGAACCACCUCUGCCUGGAAUUGACCUUUCCCAUGAUCAACUCUUCUUCCUAAACUUUGCUCAGGUGUGGUGUGGAACACAUCGGCCAGAGCAAGCUGUGAAUUCCAUUAAAGUUGACGUACACAGUCCAGGGAAAUUCAGGGUACUAGGCUCCCUUCAGAAUUUCCCAGAAUUUGCCAAAGCAUUCAACUGCAACAAAAGCAGCUACAUGGUUCCUGACAACAUCUGCCGUGUGUGGUGAUCCACAUACCUCUGGGAUGGGUCCUCCCCAUCCCCCUACAGUACCUCUACCCUCUGAUUGUUGAAGAACUCACAGGGGGCUGCAUUAAAAUGGAAGCUUCCCUUAGCUCUUGACUGGAUGGACCAUGGCUGGUGGACUGACACUGCAGUAUGCACUUCAUCCAAGGACGGCAGCACACUGUACCCUCGUAGAUGGAUGGACUGAGCACUGUCUCUCCAACUCUGACACUGUAGUUCAUUCAUUCAGCCCAAUUAUUCUCCUACUCACUGGAUACAAUCACUUUUAUGUUUUUGUUUUUAUUUGUCUCUCAAUUUUUCUCGUUUUGCUUCUCAUUUAGGAGUCCACCAAUGUGUAUUUGUGAGUGCACAUGUGAGUGUGUUUCAGUCUAAAAACUGCAGAAGAGCAGCAGACAGACAAAUGUGCUCAGCCCACUGGCAUAUGAAUACACCAGACACCCACUCACACUCAUAUACAUGUAACAGGGCUGAACCACUCUAUUGUAUGUGGGACUGAGCUGUACUCUCAUAAAACCUCAGCUGGUUUCAGCCUUCAUCAACAUGCUGAUCCACUCUUCAGUGUACUCAUAGUGUAAUCUUUGUUCAUACAUAAAACUAGAUUAGAUAAAUUAUUAUAGAAAAUCAAAAGUCAUUUUAUUAUAUAGAGCAGCAAGUAUUUAAUCGCGAUCACAUAUUACACAGUGCUGUUCUAUAAUCAAUGCUAACAUCUUUACCACAGUUGGCAGGUGGCUGCUCUUCAUUAGCAGAACAUGGAUUAUAAACCAAAAUGAAGUUUUUGCCUUUUAGAUGACACCUGGUCAUAAGUCAUAAAGACGACAAUCGACAGACACCAAACCCUUUUCGUUCUUUGAGAUUCCUGAGUGUUUCCGUGUGAAUGAAUGUCUCUGUGUCUUUUCCAGUCUUUGUACGUCAUUUGUUAUAACUGCCUGCUGUUUGUCAAGCAGAUUGGUAUGCCUUACAGUUGUGCUAUUCUGUGUGAGUGUGUAUGUGCAUUUGUGGGAGAACAAAGGAUAAGAAAAUGUAUUAUUAAACAAGUAGCUCGGCUUUUUCUCAUGCUCGUUUGCUUUCUCGUUAAGAAUUGGAUGAGAAAAUCAACACCACUCUCACGUCUCAGUGUUUUAGCCAGCUGCCAUAUGACUUAACUUAGCAUAACGAGUGCAAAGAGCUGUCCGUGGUCUGUCCAGUUUAUAUAAUAACCCCGGCUUGAUUUCAGUAAUUGCCACAUUGCGUUUCAUGUUUUUAUCAGUACGAAAAGCCAAAGUCAAAAAAGAAUCUGAUUUUUAACAAACUCAUGUGAGCGUAUUAUUAAUCUUCCAAACUUUUGAUAAGACAUUGAAUAAGUGUGUGUUCAUAAAAUGUUAAACUAUUGAGAAGAAGCAUAGUGAUUUCCCAGUUUCAUCUUGGCUUAAUCUUAUCAAGCGUGCCAUAUAGCCAAUGUUUUCUGUUUUUGUUUUUAGGUGAUUAUAAGCACAAAGCAAAAGAUUAAGCUUCUUAUAUAGUUUACACUCACAAACAUUAAAAAAAAUCACAAGUGCAUCCAUUUUUUGAAUACAGGUGAUUGUAUUAAAUCAGUAGAAUUUAAUUAACCAUUUCAUAUGGUUUUAUUUUUUAAUGUUAAAUUGUAAAAGGCUGUGAUACAUGGUUAAUUGUGGAAAAAGCUAGAAAUUAGUGCAAUGAAUGAUGUGCCAUGAUCAUGUAGACCACAGACUGUAUACGCCCUCCAUGUCCAAACUUCAUAUAUAUAUAUUCAAGCUCCCAGGCCUUUGGUAGAGGACCAGAGCUUGAAGGCUAGACCGCCUGCAGGGGCAAGAGGGGAAUAUAUAUAUCUAUAUCUAUAUAGAGCUAUAGAUAUAGAUAUAUAUCUAUAUCUCUAUAUCUAUAUCUAUGUCUAUAUAUAUCUAUAUACAGAUAUAUAGAUAUAUAGAGAUAGAUAUUCUCAAUGCUAUUUGUGCAAGCUGUUUUUGUGUCUUUAUUGGUCACAAGGUUUUCUUUCUAUCACUUUCAGUCCACUUGUAGAAAGACAGAUAUACCUCAGUUGCCUGUAUUUAGAUACUUUCUAAGAAUGACUGAUAAUCAUCUUGAGAAGCGUUUUUCUUUCAGAAUAAACCUUUAAAAAACA
Oreochromis aureus is the source of this 4844-nucleotide messenger RNA. Its product is annotated as neprilysin. The coding region runs from base 396 to 2708 and encodes 770 amino acids. NCBI's taxonomy places the organism in Eukaryota, Metazoa, Chordata, Actinopteri, Cichliformes, Cichlidae. The transcript is spliced from 23 exons. The record is from RefSeq and is a predicted model, not a curated record. Gene Ontology annotation, biological process: protein processing; amyloid-beta clearance. Gene Ontology annotation, cellular component: plasma membrane. Gene Ontology annotation, molecular function: metalloendopeptidase activity.